AUGGCGGAGACAGGCGGUCGUCAUCUCCUUGAGGCAUUGACACUGUGCGAGGUCAUCCUUUCACGCUAUAAGCGAUGCGGCCUACAGGUUGAUGAAGCGGAAACAAAGGCAUUUCAAGCUGUUUCUGAGCGAUUUCAUGAAAUUACGCAUGCCACACAGGGGGGUAAUGCGGCAUUCGUCAAGCCGCUGAACAUCAUAAAAAUGGCUCCGGCAAUUCCGACGAUUGGGGCGGUAUUUCAGACACCUCUUGAGUCCGUUACAAAACUUAUGGAAAAGUGCAUUGAUUUAUGCCUACCCAUUAAGGAGGUUUUUAUAAUGCUCAAUGAACAGAUAUCUGCAGUACUACGGACCAAAAAUACCCGCACGUACUACCUUGACUCCGGUGACGACCUGUUGAAGGACCCUGUCAAUGGAAUAGCAGCGCUCGUGGACGAAAGGACACCGUUGGGUAAGACACUGUUUUCUACACGGCCUUUCAGCAUUGCCGGUACUUUGUACAUACCACUCCUCCACAAUGAGACAGUGAUCGGAUGCGUCGAAAGCCCCUCAGGCAGAACUGACUACCACAGCCAAGCAAUAAUUGAUGCUGUUCUCCGCGUAGCCGCGACUGUCAUCCACAACACCAUCGAGUCCGAGAGACUGAACUGGAACAAAGAAAAGGCUGAGGCCAUGCUGGCGAUGGCAACGCAGCUCGCCCGUGACAAUUUGGAUGAGGCUGUGCUUGCAAACUCCAUCAUGAACACUGCCAAGGUGCUUACCGAGAGCGACCGCUGCAGCAUAUUCCUUGUCAAAGACGAUACCCUGGAGGCCCACUUUGAAGAUGGGAAUAUUGUUGCCAUUCCGAUUGCCACGGGCAUUGCCGGUUACGUGGCCCAGACGGGACAAACGGUCAAGAUCUCCGACGCGUACUCUGACGACCGCUUCAAUCGUGAAGUGGACAAGGCGACUGGGUACCGCACCAAGACGAUCCUUUGCAUGCCUGUGACGUACGAGGGGUCAAUUGUGGCUGUUGCCCAGUUGAUUAACAAGCUGGACAUGGUGACGGAGAGCGGCCUGAGACUGCCACGCACCUUUGGCAAGCGUGACGAGGAGCUUUUCCAGACCUUCUCCAUGUUCGCUGGAGCCUCACUCCGGAACUGCCGCAUCAACGAGAAGCUGAUUAACGAGAAGCGGAAGAGCGAUGCCAUCUUGGACGUUGUGACGCUGCUGUCAAACACCGACAUCCGUGACGUGGAUGGCAUUGUGCGCCACGUGCUUCACGGCGCGAAGAGGCUCCUGUAUGCAGAUCGCUCCGCGUUGUUUCUGGUGGACAAGGAGCGGAACGAACUGUACAGCCGCAUUGCGGACAGUGUGGCUGGGAAGGAGAUCCGCUUUCCGUGCGGGCAGGGAAUUGCUGGCAUCGUGGCAUCGACUGGCAUCGGUGAGAACAUCCUUGACGCCUAUCAAGACCCUCGAUUCAACCGAGAAGUGGACAAGCAGCUUGGGUACCGCACACAGGCCCUGCUAUGUGAGCCAAUUGUGCUGAACGGUGAGAUCCUUGCUGUGGUACAGCUUGUGAACAAACUGAAUGAAGCCGGGGAGGUGACUGUGUUCACGGAGAGUGACCGGGAGACGUUUCGUGUCUUCUCUCUCUUUGCAGGCAUAUCCAUCAAUAAUUCCCACCUUCUGGAGUUUGCAGUGAAAGCUGGACGCGAAAUGAUGGAGCUGAAUGAGAACCGUGCAUUGGCUGGUGGCCGUACUGGUUCGUUGCGCAAUAUAAAACGUCCGCUUGCAAUCACGGAAGCUGAAAGACAGGCUGUGCGAGACAUCAAUCUCGCCCAUCUGGACAUCACAAGCAUUGACUUUGACCUGUUUUAUUUGCGCGAGAAUAUGGAAUUACCACUUGACGCUGCCGCUGCUGUUGCGUACAGGCUGAUUGUUGGGACCGGUCUCCCGCAAAAGCUCCGUUGCCGCGAUGACACGUUGCUGAAUUUUAUCCUGCAGUGCCGGAAGAAGUACCGCAACGUGCCGUACCACAACUUUUACCACGUUGUGGAUGUGUGCCAGACCAUAUAUACCUUCCUGUACAAGGGAGCUGUGUGCGAAAAGCUGACGGAGCUCGACUGCUUUGUGCUUCUUGUGACGGCGCUGGUGCACGACCUGGACCACAUGGGGCUGAACAACAGCUUCUACCUCAAGACGGAUUCCCCUCUUGGUAUUCUGUCGAGUGCGAGCGGCAACGCCUCGGUGCUGGAGGUGCACCACUGCAAUCUUGCUGUUGAAAUUCUUUCGGACCCGGACUCGGAUGUGUUUGAGGGCCUUGACGCCGCCGACCGCACCUUGGCGUACCGCUCCAUGAUUGACUGUGUGCUUGCCACGGAUAUGGCCAAACAUAAUGAACUUUUGAAUUUGUUUCUUGCUGCGAUGGAAAAACCUUACCAAAUUGGCGAUGUUGCCUCCAGGCAAAUGAUGAUGGAUGUAAUUGUGAAGGCCGGCGAUGUCUCCAAUGUAACCAAACCAUUUGAUAUCUCUCGCUUAUGGGCCAUGGCGGUGACGGAGGAAUUCUACCGGCAGGGUGAUAUGGAAAAGGAGAAGGGCGUGGAGGUUCUGCCCAUGUUUGAUCGCUCAAAGAACACGGAGCUGGCCAAGGGGCAGAUUGGCUUCAUUGACUUCGUUGCCGGCCCGUUCUUCAAGAAGAUUGUGAGUGCCAGUCUCACCGGCAUGCAAUGGACAGUCGAACGUGUGGAGAGUAACCGUUUAGAGUGGCAGCGAACACUUGACGUCAAGGCUGCCGGUGAUGGAAAUAAAUGA
Trypanosoma cruzi is the source of this 2790-nucleotide messenger RNA. RefSeq names its product cAMP specific phosphodiesterase, putative. Gene Ontology annotation, biological process: signal transduction. The record is from RefSeq and is a predicted model, not a curated record. NCBI's taxonomy places the organism in Eukaryota, Euglenozoa, Kinetoplastea, Trypanosomatida, Trypanosomatidae. The coding region runs from base 1 to 2790 and encodes 929 amino acids. Gene Ontology annotation, molecular function: protein binding; 3',5'-cyclic-nucleotide phosphodiesterase activity. The transcript has a single exon.